AUGACACCCCGUCGAUCAAGCAAACGAGUAGGACGGCCCCGUCUAGACACCACCGCCGCCACCACCAACACCACCGCCAUCCUCUCUCCCAAUCGUCGCACCCAAGUCCGUCGUGCUCAGCGCACAUACCGACUCAAAAAGGAAGCCGUGUUCCGAAAUGCGAUCGACAGAGCCGAGCAGCUUGAAGCGAGAUUCCGCAUCGUCAGGGAAGAGGUAGCAGGGCUACUCGCUGAUGUCGCCACUGAGGAACAGCAACUACAUCCUACAAUCCAUACUCGCUUGAAACGACUUCAUGAGAUUCUCCUAUCCGAUGACGGUGAUAACACACCAGUCGCGACAAGCACAGACAAUACUACACCAUCAUCCUCAUCCUCAUCCACGUCCACAGAAUCAGAUUCAUCUCCCCCGGUACAACACCACCAACAACCAACAUACCCCAAUAACAACCACCCUCUAAUCCCUAACCAACCACUCACACACCUCCCAACAAAACACCACACCUACGCCUUCCACGAACCCCGUUUCUUGCGCAAACUCCACCGCUACACCCUCGAGCACGCCUACCGCCUCUUCACCGACCCGCGCUCCAACCCAUCCACCAUCUACCGCGUCUUCCGUCUCGUCCCCUGUAUUCGUGACCCGCAGAAGACACAGCCUCGCUUCAAGCAGCUCUUAACGGGCGGGUGUACCGAUCCGCUAGAGGUACCGGGAUUACCCUUCUAUGGUAUCGGCGGCGCGGGCACGCACUUCCGGGGUGUUGACGGGGAUGUACCGCGGAAUAGGAGGAUGCCGGGGAGGGUGGGUAAUGUUUUGGAAAUGUAUGGCCUUGGAGGGACGUGGUUUGAUUGUCGUGAUGUCGAGGGGUUUUUGGGGUUGAUGGGGGUGGAUGUAUCGAAUGGGGGGAUGUUCUUGAGGUGUAGUGGGUCUGGGUCUGGGGAUUCUGUGGGGGAGUAUGUUUUGGAUGUUGAGGGGUUCUUUUCGAGGCUUCUUCCUGGGCUUGUGAUUCUGGGUCGUGCGCCGGGGUUUAGGGAGGUGGAUGUUAGGCGGGCGUUGCAGGGUUCGGUGAGGAGGGUUGAUCAUAUAUGA
This is a messenger RNA of Aspergillus costaricaensis CBS 115574, 1086 nucleotides long. RefSeq lists its product as uncharacterized. The record is from RefSeq and is a predicted model, not a curated record. The transcript is spliced from 3 exons. NCBI's taxonomy places the organism in Eukaryota, Fungi, Ascomycota, Eurotiomycetes, Eurotiales, Aspergillaceae. Bases 1 to 1086 code for a protein of 361 amino acids.